CACGCGCCAAAACCCCAGCCACCACCUUCUCCCUCCUCGCCUGCUCCUCCUGUUCCAAACCAAAAUCUCCCAACGAAAAAAAAAACUCGCUUUGCAGGGAGAAUCCUCGAGAAUCAUUAGUGCUUCUGCGCUGACGCGAGACGGAAGAGAGAGAUGUCUGUGCAGUGCGCAGCGCACGCGGUCCGGGCGCUCGCCGCGCUCCCGGCGCCGGCCUCCUCUCGCCUCCGGGCGAGCCGCGUAUCCCUAUCCCUUCCGUCCCGCCGGCCGGGGCGCCCCGUCGCGCCCGUCUGCGCCGCGGAGUCCUCGUCCGCUCCCGCCGCGCAGCCAGCCGCCGCGGCCAGCAAGGCCGUCGUCCCGGACGACGAGUUCUCCCUCGCCAAAGUGUCCUUUGGCGUGAUUGGGCUGGGGCUUGGGAUCUCGCUCCUGUCGUAUGGAUUCGGGUCAUACUUCAACCUUCUCCCCGGGUCUGAGUGGUCCGCUCUGCUACUGACCUACGGGUUUCCCCUCACAAUCAUCGGCAUGGCCCUAAAGUAUGCUGAACUGAAACCAGUGCCCUGCAUAACCUAUGCAGAUGCUCUUGCUCUAAGAGAAAAGUGCGCCACCCCUAUUCUCCAGCAGGUCAGAAGUGAUGUUACGCGUUUUAGAUAUGGUGAUGAACAACACCUGGAGGAAGCGCUACAACGAAUCUUUCAAUAUGGUUUGGGUGGUGGCAUUUCAAGACGUAGUGCACCUAUAUUACAAAAGAUUCGAGAAGAAUGCAGUGAUCAGGCUGUCAACAUAAACUUCAAGGUAACUGAGGAUGGGAAGUACUGUUUAGUACUCGAAUUUGAAGCCAAAGCAUUGGAGCUAUCUGAUUUUGAGAAAAGACAGGCAAAAUUCACCUCCUUUUUUGGUCCUGGCAUUAAGGCAGAAAUUGGAAAAGGUGGCGAUGAUCUAUAUGAAGUCCGUCUUAUCUCAGAGACUACUUAGGAAACACACUUUUGGGACAUGUCCAGUUCCCAUUUUUGACUAAUAUAUGAAAAUAAAUUCUUCUUGCCCCAUUAACUUUGCAUAUAUGAUGUUAGUAGUGUAAAAGUUUUUACAUCGUGCUUAUUCAUAUGGUGCAUUUUUUCGAUAAAGAUUCAUACGGUGCAUGAACAUGUGCACCAAAAAAAAACUGUUGUAGUCGAUGUAAUGGAUUUGAUUGGCAACUUUGUCCAUAAGUAGAAACGGAUUAGCUGUCUUUUUUUUUCUUGGGAAUUCUUGAAUAUGUUAGAUAUAUAUUAGUCUGUGUAA
Phragmites australis (common reed) is the source of this 1275-nucleotide messenger RNA. RefSeq lists its product as uncharacterized. NCBI's taxonomy places the organism in Eukaryota, Viridiplantae, Streptophyta, Magnoliopsida, Poales, Poaceae. Bases 154 to 969 code for a protein of 271 amino acids. The transcript has 10 exons. The record is from RefSeq and is a predicted model, not a curated record.